UGCCCUCUUACCCAUUACAUUAUCCAACCCCUCCUCCUCCUCCACCUCCUCUUCUCUCUUCUCUCAACUUUCAUGGCCAUGACCAUGAGUGACAACAUGUCUGCCUCCAACGACUGGUUCCAAUUCUACCAACAACAGCAAGAUUUCCAUGGCGUGCCUUCGUCUACGAUUUCCGCCGAUGCCACCGCGGUCACCACCGUCGUUUCCACUGCGGGCGUGACUGCUUCCAGCCCACCACUACUGCCCGGCAUGCUCAAUUCCACCUCCUCAGCAUCCACGUCCACCCACCACCUCAGCCCAGAGGGCCGAGUCGCGAAGCCCGUCCGGCGACGGUCUCGGGCUUCCCGGCGAACUCCCACCACUCUGCUCAACACAGACACCACCAACUUCCGCGCGAUGGUGCAGCAGUUCACCGGCGGUCCAAGUGCACCCUAUGCUCCAACCCCAUCAUCAACGGCAUCAUCAGGCUUGGCCAGUCUGGGCUUCGGCUUCGGGCCGCGACACGCCCACAUAGGCCCGACCGGCGGGCUCAUGGUUGGCCCACCUGCAGGCUACCAUCUUCAGCAGCAUCAGCAACAGCCACAGCUGUUUCAGCAGCAAAACUUGGCAUUCCACGGUAGUAACCCUGAGGCUGGAGAUCAGAGUAGGUUUCUUCAGAGACUAAACAGUAGUAGUAAUAAUAAUAAUAAUCCAAGAGCUUCCAAUAAUGCAACUGAUCUUGGUAUUGGUGGGUUUGUUAUGGAUCAUGGAAGCUUAGGUCGUUUCUUCCCAAGUACCUCUUGAUGAUGAUUAUGAUUCUGAGAAAUCUGAUGAAGACGAAGAAGAUGAAAUUUUACUGUUCAGGAACCCUUAAAAGGUCGUCUUGUUCAAUGGGAACAAGGGGAAGGCAUUUUGCUUUGGUGUCGAUGGAUGAGAGUGACAUAAAGCAGACAAUUAGGUGCUAACUUAGGGAGAAUUGUUGACCAACCUCUGUAAAAUAUAAUUAUUUAUAGUGCACACUUUUUUUUUUAAUC
Molecule: messenger RNA, 1013 nt
Organism: Neltuma alba
Lineage: Eukaryota; Viridiplantae; Streptophyta; Magnoliopsida; Fabales; Fabaceae
Product: VQ motif-containing protein 22-like
Exons: 1
Coding region: 73-783 (236 amino acids)
Source: RefSeq, a predicted model, not a curated record